GGCACUCGACAGGGUUGAAGUUUCAGAUCGAUUUGGGCGGCUGACACCAUUCACAGGAUUCAUACGUAAUCGACGAGUUCAGCUCGUUGAACUAUUACAACACGGUGUAUGGGUAUAUUCGUCCAAGAUCCACGGCUGAACACUUCAGUCUGCCGCUAUUGAAAGCUCUCGGCAUGAAAUAGUACACUUCAUAAUAGGACGCCGAUGUAGGGAACGAAUCGUUGUAAGAAACCGAACCAAAUCAAAAGAGUCUGCUUCAGAUCUGUUCGUGAAACGUCUAUCAGAAAGAAUGCUGAGGCGGCGGCAGCAGCAGUAGCAGCAUGCUCGAAGCCUCAGGGCCUCCUGGAUGUAACGUUGAUGACCACUUUCUGAGCAGACCUCGUUCACAUCUGCCGCUCCAGGUCGAGAUGGUGGACGUUGAGAAGAGGACGGCGUCGAAUCUACGUUUUACGAUCUACGUACGAAUGAGACGGAGGACAUAGUGACCUGUAAAGCUGCUCGACUGUCGUCCAUUCAGCUACCCGAGCUAUGUGGACGAUGUACUACCUUGAUGGAACUUGCUGGGCAUCAUCUUCAAUGGAAUCCAUUAAAUGGUUUCAGCAGUACAAUUAAUCAGAAGCCCAUGACCUCGGGGUCCAUCGUCGUCAAGAAAUUUGAUGACUCAUUAUGUAGGGUAAAUUAAGAUGGAAGUUGGGAUGACGUUAAUAGACACCGACUUGCUAUUUGUUUUUGAUGUGGAGGGCCGCGCGAACGCGAGCCCUCCUCUGCCACAAAUUAUGACGUGUACUUUCCCCUUGGGGAAGUGCUAGGAAUUGCCGGGCCGAAGUGCAAUGGCCCAGCUCAUCUUAGGUCAUCGCCCUUCCGGAUCAGCGAUAGGCCCCGCCCAGGUAAGUAUGCAUGUACAAAUUUGAACAAGGAAUAUGUUAGGAGGUUGUGAUUGCUUUGCUUCCUACAUUUAUUGUUUUAUCAUGAGGUUUCAUUGUUUCAGGAUUUUGUAUCCUCUUGAUAGCGGAAAACUAUUUGUUGGGUGACAGGUGAGAUGGAGGAGAAGGAGGUGCGCCUUUUUGUUCAUGAACCAUCGGUGUAUCAAUGCAAAGGAACCGGCGAAGUUGAAACCAUGAAACAGAUCCAGGCGCCCCUCGCGAUCAGGAGUCCGAAACUCCGAGGAAAUGUCUUCACCUUCUGCACUGAACAUCGCACAACUGUUCCAGCUUCUAUCGUGCACCCUGAUCGUUCGCAAGUCGAAGGAUCUGCAGAAUACCGUAUACGGAUUCUUCCAUCGGAUAGCCAGUGCCAAACGGACCAGCUUUGACGUUCAAACGAGGGGACCGUUCUCUUCAUUUCACUGAAGUGGUGGCUCAAGUCUGACUUCGUCAGAUCCGAUGGCUUGCUGUCGGUUUAGAUUGUCAAACGUCUCGGUCCAACAUCCAAAUUUGCGCCUGCACGUUGUAAGGAUCCCCGCCCUUCAGAGAAAUGGGCAGCAGAGAAUUCCAGAAAUGAUAAUGGAUCGAACGAAUCACCCGUCUGGUCAGAUCGCGAGAUUGAGCAGCAGUAGCGACUCCAGGCCAUCGAGAUUGAGCAGCAGUAGCGACUCCAGGCCAUCGAGUCUCGAUCGAUUUAUCUACUCAGGAUGAGACAAGCCUGAUUUGGUUCGUGUACGAUGCGUGAGGCAAAGGCAAGGAUCGCCAUGGGUCCUGGAGAAAUGCCCAAAAGUUAACCAGGUAACAGGUAACAGCAGCCAGGAAUUGCGGUUUGACAUUACAUCGGUCUUGAUGACGAUGUAUUUUCAUCUUCGGUGGACGAUUACAACGAUGAUUCUGGUUUUUCUUGCUGACGCGUACGCACCUCUGGAUCCCGUUCAGUUUUACAAAAAGGAAUGCCCCAGAGCCAGACGCAUUGUAGGAGACAUGGUGCUGGAAGCCAUCAGGAGAGACAUAAGACUCUCAGCUGCGCUCCUCCGAUUGCAAUUCCACGACUGCUUUGUCAGAGGCUGUGAUGCUUCAAUCCUGCUGGACUCGAACUCGACGAAUCUAGCUGAGAAGGAUGGUGCUGGGAAUGUGUUCUCGGUCAGAGGCUAUGAAGUGAUUGAUAACAUAAAGGAAGCUCUGGAAGCGGUCUGUCCACAAACAGUGUCUUGUGCUGAUAUAAUCAUUCUUGCUUCGAGGGAUGCCAUUGCUUCGAUCGGAGGUCCUUCAUGGUCGGUAACCUCAGGUCGAUUUGAUGCCAUCGCCUCGUAUGCCGAAGACAAUCUAAGGUUUUUGCCUCCUCCUAGUGCCAACUUCUCCCUUCUGUCUCAAAUGUUUGCCCAGAAAGGCUUCUCUGAACGAGAAAUGGUCGUCCUUUCAGGUGCCCACACAAUCGGGAUCACGCAUUGCGGAUUGAUACAAAAUCGCCUCUAUAAUGGCACCGGUCGGAAUAAUAUUGACCCGACACUCGAUCCUGCAUAUGCAGUGGAAUUGAGGAGGCAGUGCGCAUUCGGAAAUGUUUCAAAGCCUCUGCUUUUGAAUCCAACAAGUGGUGGCUACUCUUUUGACAGCAGUUACUACACCAAUCUCUUACGGAACAGGGGGAUCCUCGAGUCCGAUGCUACAUUGAUAACCGAGGCAAGUGGGCGAGAAUUCGCUCUAGAAGCAGCUUUCUCUCCUUCUACGUUCUUCUCUGAAUUCGCCUCGGGAAUGGAAAAAUUGAGCAAUCUCGAGGUCAAAAACGCGACAGAGGGAGAAAUCAGAAGAAGUUGUAGAUUCACAAAUUAACAGAUCAUCUGCCACCUGUACUCAGUCAAUUAUUCAGUGAGGUUCGGAUUUUAGAAGUAGAGUUUCUUUCCAUAUCAAAAGAAUCAGAUUCUAGUCAUAGCUGGAAACUGAAGAGUCUCGAUGUUGUAAACUCACCUCCACCUGCCUGGAUAGCAGAAUUUUCAUUCUCAAGUCAUUUCCUGAAUCUUAAAUCUUGAAUCUCGAAGAUAAAUUGCGCUGCUUACGUGUUUGUAUUUAUACAAACCCGUUUAAUCACCU
This is a messenger RNA of Marchantia polymorpha subsp. ruderalis, 3011 nucleotides long. NCBI's taxonomy places the organism in Eukaryota, Viridiplantae, Streptophyta, Marchantiopsida, Marchantiales, Marchantiaceae. The record is from the annotation of a GenBank genome assembly.